This is a messenger RNA of Puntigrus tetrazona (Sumatra barb), 590 nucleotides long. Its product is annotated as mitoregulin-like. Gene Ontology annotation, cellular component: mitochondrial inner membrane. The transcript has 2 exons. Gene Ontology annotation, biological process: positive regulation of mitochondrial membrane potential. The record is from RefSeq and is a predicted model, not a curated record. NCBI's taxonomy places the organism in Eukaryota, Metazoa, Chordata, Actinopteri, Cypriniformes, Cyprinidae. Bases 78 to 248 code for a protein of 56 amino acids.
GCCCAAGUCACGUGCUGCUGCGACUUCUCACGCUCUUGGUUCCUCUGGCAGCGAGCUGUAGCCGAACGGAGGUGAACAUGGCCGAUGUGUCUGAGAGGACGUUACAGGUCGCUAUAGUCGUUUCGUUUGCGGCCGGUUUUAUCGCCGGCUGGCAGGCAAACAGGAUGAGGAGAAGGUUCUUGGACUGGCGGAAAAAAAGGUUACAGGACAAGCUCGCAGAAACACAGAAGAAGCUAGACCUGUCUUGACACAUGCACUACAGCUAAAUGCAGCCGAACUGCUCUUUCUCUUUCUAGUGCCUCGGUCAUCAAAGCUUGAUAUAGUAUUCCUGGUUUACGAACAGAAUGAGGAGUCUGUAACAGCAACUCUCCAGCGCUCAGCAGGAUCAAGCCUUCAACCUUGGAUCAAAGAGACCGUCUACAGGCUGGAGCAAAUCAGUGCAACUUUCUCAAGGACUUUAAAAACUCGGCAGAAUGUUGUAUUUAUGAGAUUUUUUUUCUUCCAUGUUUGUUCAAGCCAUAAAUCCUGUUACCAUGUCUGUGCUUUUACUUUGUCGCUGUCAUUUGCAAUAAAUGAAAUAUUUUAUUAAA